Molecule: messenger RNA, 3670 nt
Organism: Lolium perenne
Lineage: Eukaryota; Viridiplantae; Streptophyta; Magnoliopsida; Poales; Poaceae
Molecular function (GO): protein binding
Source: RefSeq, a predicted model, not a curated record
UUUGAACUAUUGAUGUAAUUUGGAUUAUUGUUGUAUUAUGUGAUGUUGUAUUAUGUGAUGUUGAAAACAUUCAUAUUUUAGCGAGUAUUUGUGCCAUAUUUGCAUUUUAUGUCCAAUAUCACACAUAUGAGUUGAAAUGCUGAAAAUAUUGUUUUAAGGUCCGUUUUAUUUUGUUGUAUCUGCUCGACUGCAGCCUGUGCGAGACCUUAAAAUGCGUUUACCGCGCCCUUUAUGCUUUAGAGGCCGCGGAUAUAAGGGGUCUGCUAGAGAUGCUCUUACAUGCCUCCUAGUGGGGUCUCCUAUUUGACGUGUGACGCGAAUGAGAACGAUCGUCGGAAGCCACUAUGGGCUAUGGCCCACCAUCUUGGUUGCCCUUCUUCUUCUUACCACCUUCAUCCUGGCUCCUUCUUCGUCGAUCUCCACAUCAACAAUCCCGCCACCGGUCGUGACUGCCUACCUCUGCCACCCGCAUCGCCUCGGCGUCCAUCCGCGGCCUCCACUGGUCCACCACCACCCCACCCUUUAACCCCCUCCCGGACACUCACCUUCUUUUUUGGCGCCGGCCACCCCACCUGCAUAGCGUCGGAACACUAAACCCCUGCGCCGCGACGGUGAGAGGAACGCCUCGUCUCAGCCUUCUCCGAAGGUCGUCGCCCAACUGUUGCACCUCGCCUUCCUCCCCUCCAGUCGUCUUUCUACUCUAUGGUAGCCAUCUGAGGUUAACGGGUCAGGCCCACACACCCACACCCCUACGCGCCGCGACGCCAACCUUCGUGUGAAGCGUCAAAUAGGAUUUGCCUUCCUAGGCCGAAUAAGGGGAGCCACCUAGCAUCAAAUAGUGGCCCUAAGUAUUUCUAGAUGGGUCACAUUUGUGUAGCCAUUAACAACUAUUUACUUUUUUAUUUAAAUAUAAAUCUAAAAUAUAUGUUUUACUAAUAUUAUAAUGUUUUUAAUAAAUAUAAAGAAAACAUGUGUUGUGUUGGAAAUAGGAAGUGCUCGUUAAUGUCACAAUAAAUGUUGUAUAUUCAAAAGUAAAUCUUAUUUUACUUUAUAAAAUUUGUAUUUAUAUGUGAAAACAAAUGUUCUCAACUGAGGCAUUGUAUCCCACCAAAGUUUUGGACACGACAACAUAUCCUUUAUCUUGGUUUUCACUUGACUUCUCUUCACUUAUGCAGUUUUGUUAGAAUCUUGAUUGUUUUUCUGUUUGAUUAGGAUUGUUUUAUAGAACAUAGACAAUAAGAUAAGAAUGUAAAUUUUGGUUGAAAUUUUGUAAUAUCACAUUUGCUCCCCUCCUGUGGAUAGCCUCAGUACUUUCACUAUUAGAGGCAAAUGACAAUAAUAACAACAACAACAAAGCCUUUAUUCCCAAACAAGUUGGGGUAGGCUAGAGGUGAAACCCAUAAGAUCUCGUAACCAACUCAUGGAUCUGGCACAUGGAUAGCAAGCUUCCACGGGGCUCUUUCCAUGGCUAGUUCUUUGGUGAUACUCCAGUCAUUUAGAUCUCUCUUUACGGACUCCUCCCAUGUCAAGUUUGGUGUACCCCGUCCUCUCUUGACAUUAUCAGCACGCUUUAGCCGUUCACUAUGCACCGGAGCUUAUGGAGGCCUGCGCUGAAUAUGGCCAAACCAUAUUAGAGGCAAAUGACAAUAAUAACACACAUAAUUUAAUACUUAUUAUAAAAAAUAGAAUAUUUUUUAUUCAUACACAAAUUAGUGCAACAAUUAACAUGAAACCCAUAAAUUUCAAAUUUGGGCCAAAUAAGGUAACAAACUCAAAUAUAUAAGACAAAACCGAAUGAAGUGAUGCUAGAUGUCCAAGAAAUGUUACCGAUUAGUCCAUGAUGGAUCAAAUGGGUAUUUUAAUAAUGAAAAGGGUGGGAAUUAUGUAAUGUACUCUACCACAUUAAAUGAGGAAAUCUUAUAUUGUAGCGAUUGUUGGGUACUAAUUUAAUACCCGAUCUUCGGUAUUCCCCAUCUCUUUCUUGGUGUCUUCCUUAUUGGUCGUCGGCCAUCAGAGAGCUUCGUCAACCCAUCAAUCUCAAUGGAAUCAUUCCCUGUGCCGUCGCUCCCCGAGGAACUUUUAGCGGAGAUCUUCCUGCGUGCGCCUUCCCUUGAAGACCUUGCACGGAUCUCCAUGGCAAACAACUACUGUCACGACAUCAUCAGCGACCCCUACUUUGUUCGGUGUGUUCCUUUGCAUCGCUACCCUUCCUUCUUCCUUGGCUUCUUCACUAGGGAUGGCUUCAAACCUGUGCAGCCACCUCACCCAUCUGCUUCCAUCUCCAAUUUGCUACUCACCGCUUCAGAUUUAUCCUUCUCGUUCCUUCCGUUCCCUGGUAGCUGGAUUGUCCAAGACAUUUGUGACGGUCGUGCCCUACUAAGUCGUAGCCAUGGAAGCAAGGGAGACCAAGAGAGCAUCUUCAUGCACCUUGCGGUAUGCGACCCUCUGUCCCGUCGCUAUGUUCUACUCCCUCCACUACCUGAUGAUCUAUACACCUAUGUCCAAGACUUGUGCCACAAUGGAUUCAAUUACAGAUGUGAAACUUUCCUUGUUCCUCGCGGUGAAUGUGUGGUAGCGGAGACUUCAUUCAAAGUGAUAUGGAUGGCACGUGGUCAUAAGAAGCUACUUGUCCUAAUCUUCUCUUCUGUUGUUGGAAAGUGGCAUGCCGUUACAUCUCUAGACGGUCAAUGCAUUGGUAAAGUCAUCUCAUUCAGUCGUCGUGUGCACUCUCGUCGUAGUUAUGCAUAUGGUUGUUUCUACUGGAAGAUGGGUGAGGCACGGAAGGUUCUUGCUCUUGACACAAGGAAGAUGGAGUUCUUUUUUUCCAACAGUCCACUUGGCUAUCUUGAGUAUGAUUGUGCCGUUGUAGAGGCAGGAGAAGGUAGACUUGGGAUAUUUGCUCUCUUUCAUCACAUGACAGGUACAAGACUUCACCUCUAUUGCACAACUAAGAAAAAGGAAGCUUGGAGCACCGAUGAGUGGUGCUUGGAGAAGACAAUACAGUUGCCACCCACUGCGCAUGACUACCGCAUCAUGUGUGCAACUAAUGGGUACUUGUUCAUGCAAUACACUCAAGGCUCCUCGUACCCCAGUUCAAAAUAUGGAUAUAUUUUGAUGGGUGUGAAGACUUUUCUCUUUGAGAGAUUCUAUGAAACAAAUCGCCCUUCUUCGUUUCCUACUCCAUAUUUUGGUUUCCCACCAUCAUUGUCACCACCAAGUAUAUGAAAUGAAUUGUUUCGCUGUGAUGCUCGGAGCUUGGAUAUCUAGCAUCAAGCUGUAGUGGGUGAUGAGGCUGGCCAUGGUAUCAUGCUAGUGCUGGAAAAUCUGCGCAGGACGAUCCUAAGCAUGAGUAUUGCUACCAGGCAAUGAGUGCCAUUUAAUUUUUUACUUCAUUAGUCAAACUUUGGUUGUGUCAUUUCAAUGCUUCUGUUAGUGUGAUAGAAGCAAAUGGCAAUGAGUGCCAUUUAAUUUUUACUUCAUUAAGUCAAACUCUGGUUGUGUCAUUUCAAUGCUUCUGUUAGUGUGAUAGAAGCAAAGACAUCUUGUAAGAGAAAAUGUCCGUGUAAGGUUGGAAUGCUCCUGUGACGCAACAUCAGUCCUUGGAUAUUUAGAUAUUUUUAUUUUGGAGUUCUAAUGGGCUUGCAGCCAAGCUGAGUCUCUGAAUUAUUCA